Molecule: messenger RNA, 3244 nt
Organism: Bombina bombina (fire-bellied toad)
Lineage: Eukaryota; Metazoa; Chordata; Amphibia; Anura; Bombinatoridae
Gene: MPHOSPH8
Product: M-phase phosphoprotein 8
Exons: 14
Coding region: 196-2718 (840 amino acids)
Cellular component (GO): cytoplasm; nucleus
Molecular function (GO): protein binding
Source: RefSeq, a predicted model, not a curated record
AAAACUUGACAAUAGUGAUGUUUAGCCAAUUAUCGCUGCUCUUACGAAAACGACAUUCCGAUUCGUCACUAGUCUGAACCUAACCCUAUUGUUUUUUGCUGAUUGGUGGAGCGGUGUGUCGCUCCUAGAUGUGACGGGAGGUGUGUGGCGCAUUAGGAUUUUCCUGUGGUAGGCUGUGCACACACUUUGAUCAUCAUGGCGGAGGUUGCUGGAGGGGAUAACGACAGUAACACAGAAACCGACUGUACAGCUCCUAAAGAGAAGGCUGCAACUACGGAAGAUGCAGCCUUGAAAAGUGAGACGGGCGGGGAGAGCGAUGACGAUGAAGUAGAAGACGUGUAUGAAGUAGAGAGUAUACUUGACUCCAAGUUUGAAGAGGGUGAAACACUUUACCGUGUUCGAUGGAAAGGAUACGAUUCUGAUGGAGAUACCUGGGAACCUGAGGCCCAUCUUGAAGACUGUAAAGAGGUUUUACUUGCAUUUAAGAAAAAUCUAACUGAAAAUAAGCAAAAAGCACAGAAGAAGGAAUUACCGAAAUUAUCUUCAAGUGAUCUAUUUGAUGCAGACUCUGAUAGUGAAUUCGAGCAAAAGGAUUCAUCUCCUCAAAAAAAGAAAAAAAAAUCAAGAGAUGAUGAUAACCAAUCACAAGAAGAGGUUAAAAAAAAGAAGAAAUCUAAGUCUGAAAAGCCCAAAGAAAAAUACAAGUCUGAUGCUGAAUCAUCUGGGAAUCAGUCUCCUGAAUCCAAACCAAAGAAACGAACCUCUGAUGGCAAAGAAGAUUUAAACCACAAAAAGCAAAAAAAAGAUGAGUUAAAGGAAUUCAAGAAAAUAAAGAGAGAUGAUUCUAAAGAAACAAAAUUAAGAGGGAAAGAAGAAUACAAAGAGAAGGAGAAAAAGACAAAAAAGGAAAAACUGAAAGAACCGGAACAACCAGUAAAAGACAGCCCAGUUUCUCUAGAGCCAGUAGUAGAAACCACUAAUACAAGUCAUGAAAUGUUACCUGAAGAUAAAAACAAAGUUGACCAAGAUAAAGAUGGUAAUAAAGAAAAAGAUAUGGAUUUUGGUUUGCCAGAAGAUCAUCUUUCCGAUUCGUUGGUUAUAGAUGAGGAUGCAGAGGAAGAAAAGAUGAAAAAGAAGAAAAAGAAACAUAAGAAAAUGAAAAAUGAAAAAGAAAGAGUGACAUUACCUGAUGAAAUUCAAUCAGAGAAAAAGAGUUCUCAGAAAAAGCAGAAGCAUUUAGAAAAAAUUAGAGAGUUACCUGCAGUGGAAAAAACUCAAUCUAUUCCAACUCCAAUUCAAAAAAGUUCAAGACUUAGCAGUGAUGAGAAGAUGCGCAAGUCCGUAGACUCUGUAACAGAGGAGAAAGAAACCAGAAAAACAGAGGAGAAACCCAGGAAAAAGCAUGACACUGAAAAAGAAGUGAAAAAGGAGCAUAAGGUUCUGAAGACUGCAAUGCAGGAAAAGCAAAGUUCUUAUGAUCCAUUUAAAAUAAGUUCUGAAGAUAAAUAUGAAUACCCUGACAUUUCUAGAAAACGUGAAGAAAUGUCAUUUGACCAAAAGUCUAUGGAUGACUUCAAGUCUAAAGAGCAUAAACAACCAUACAAGGAGAGAAGAAACAUGAGAGAAGAUACUGAUCCAUGGUCUUUUACUGCUUCUGAAGGGGACCAGGAAGUCAUUGAUCCAGUGUGUCACAUGCAUGACAGCUCUGGUACUUUGGAAAGUAAAUCGCAAGUUGGUUUAGGAAUGGAUCUACAAUUGGAGUGGAUGACCUUGGAUGACUUCCAGAAACAUCUUGAUGGAGCAGAUGAAAUCCUUCCAACUGAAGCUGUAACCAACAAUGCAUUGAAAGAUGCUAUCAAGAAUGGAGAUUACCUGACUGUGAAGUUUGCACUAAAUUCAACAGAAGAGUAUAAUUUAGAUCAAGAGGAUUCCAGUGGAAUGACACUAAUGAUGAUGGCUGCAGCUGCAGGGCAAGAUGACCUUUUACGUCUUCUUAUUAAGAAGGGUGCUAAGAUCAAUGCCAGGCAGAAAAAUGGGACAACUGCUUUAAUCCAUGCAGCUGAGAAAAAUCACCUAACAACUGUAGCCCUUCUUUUGGAAGCUGGCGCUUAUGUGAAUGUGCAGCAAGCAAGUGGUGAGACUGCUCUCAUUAAGGCUUGUAAAAAAGGAAAUUGGGAAAUUGCACGUCUCUUGUUAGAACAUGGCGCUGACUGUAAUGUACUUUCAAAGCACCAGGGCAGCGCUGUACAGUUUGCUAAACAAAGCAAUAAUGUUGUCUUAUACGAAUCAGUUAAACGCCAUUUGGAAAUGCUUUCCAGAGUGGUUGAAGAUGCAAUAAGGGAUUAUUUCGAGACUAGGCUUGUGCUACUGGAACCAGUCUUCCCAAUUGCUUGUCACAGACUAUGUGAAGGACCAGAUUUUUCCUUGGAUUUUAAUUACAAGCCCCCAUAUAAUAUACCAGAAGGCUCAGGAAUUCUGUUGUUCGUGUUUCAUGCUAACUUUUUUGGUAAAGAAGUAGUUGUGAGGCUCUGUGGACCAUGCAGUGUACAGGCUGUUGUCUUAAAUGACAAAUUCCAACUCCCAGUGUUUUUGGAUUCUCAUUUUAUUUAUUCGUUUAGCCCAGUAGUUGGAGUUAAUAAGCUUUUUAUUAGAUUAUCAGAAGCAUCAUCAGCUAAGGUGAAGUUGUUAGUAUGUGCAUACAGAGUCCAGCUUCAAUAAAUUGUAGACUUUAAAAAAACAAACUUGUAUCAUGUUAUCUAUACUAGGUUUGUUGUCUUGUGUAUAUACUUUGUUAAAAUAAAAAAUGAAUUGUUCUCCCGUUUAUGGGAUUAUUUUUUUCUCUGUACAAUAGUUACCAUUCUGAAUCUAUGUAUGAGUAGCAAAGGUACCAUCACUAGAUUUAUUUACUAAAUCAAUAUUUAUGUAAUAUAAGAUUCACUGCUAAUGGCUGCCGUUUCAGAACAUUUUGUGAUGCAUAUUUUCAUAUUUUUUUCUCUACUAAUUUAUAUCACAAAGUGAGUUUAGUAGUUGAUAAUGUUACCUCUCCUGUACAUAAUGGAUAUUUUAAGAUUUUUAGAGCUACUGUUAUAUAUAUAUAUAUAUUUUAAUUUGUGUACAUAAAGUGAAAUGUUAUGAUGAUUCACUUGCCGUAUUGGCUGUGUACCCAAGAUGUGUUGAAGAUUGCCAAUAAAUAAACGAUAAAAUAUUUCCACAGUGUGGAAUAAUAAAUAACUAUUUAGUAGCA